Papaver somniferum (opium poppy) is the source of this 2337-nucleotide messenger RNA. RefSeq lists its product as uncharacterized. The record is from RefSeq and is a predicted model, not a curated record. Gene Ontology annotation, molecular function: nucleic acid binding. Bases 1 to 2337 code for a protein of 778 amino acids. The transcript is spliced from 5 exons. NCBI's taxonomy places the organism in Eukaryota, Viridiplantae, Streptophyta, Magnoliopsida, Ranunculales, Papaveraceae.
AUGAGAGCUGUUCAGAGAAGAAUCUUAUGGGCAGAGAUGGAAGUUAUUAGUGAUCUAAAUUUGACAUGGUUGGCAAUUAGUGAUUUUAAUGCAAUUACUUCAGGUGAUGAAAAAGUUGGUGGUAAAACUCUUAAAAGAAGUUCAAUGAUGGAUUUCAACAAUUGUCUUGAUACAUGUGCCCUUAUGCAAGCUCCUAAAAUGGUCUUAUGCACUCUUGGUCUAAUUGUCAACAUGGAAGUAAAAGAAUUUUGUAAAAUUCUAAGGGAUUGGAAUUGGAAUGUUUUUGGUAACAUUAAUGUUCACGUUAAGGAGGCAGAAGCAAAGGUUCAGGAGGCUAUGCUAAAUUCCAAUAAUAAUCCUUUUGAUGAAGAAGCAUUAGAUAAUUUGGUGGCAGCUCAGAAUUUGCAUAGUUCUAAGGAAGCUCAGUUAUAUACUUUUCUGAAGCAUGAAUCAAGAAAUAAAUGGAUAAAAGAAGGAGCUGCCAAUACAGGUUUCUUACAUGCAAAACUUAAAAUUAGGCAAUCAAAGAAUAGCAUCAGUGAGCUUGAGGACCAGGAUGGAAAUAUAAUUUCAGACCAAAAGCAAAUUUCAGAAGAGCUAAUCAAAUAUUUUGAACAGAAAUUUAAGUACAAGGAAGUGGAAGAUGUUGAACAUAUGCUGAAUGUCAUACCAGAAGUGAUAACUAGUGAUGAUCAGGAAAUGAUUGAGAAAGUUCCAGAUGAAGAAGAAAUUAAAGCCAUAUUAUUUGAUAUGGACCAGGACAGUGCACCUAAUCCUGAUGGGUUUUCAAGCUGUUUGUAUAGAUCAUGCUGGGAUAUCAUUCAUCAAGAAGUAGUGGAAGCAAUUCAAUUUUGUUGGAGAAGGAGGUUUAUACCUAAGGGUCUCAACUCCAACUUUUUAGUACUUAUUCCAAAAACUGAAGGUGCAAGGAAACCAAGUCAAUUCAGACCAAUUGGCCUGAGUAAUAUAAGCUUCAAAAUUUUCAGAAAAAUUCUGGAAACCAGAAUGGGUAAUCUAAUGCACAAAUUGGUCUCUCCUCAGCAAGUGGCUUAUGUUAAAGGUAUAUGUAUUCAAGACCAGAUAAUUUUAGCUUCAGAAUUAGUAAAUGAGAUGUCAAGCAAAAGAAGAUGUGGAAAUGUAGCUCUUAAGCUUGACAUUUCUCAAGCUUAUGAUUCAAUUAAAGAGAUGAUUCAAAUGGAAAGAAGUGAAUUCCCUGACAAGUAUUUGGGUGUAGUGCUUAUUCAAGGAAGAGUGAAAACCUCCACAUUAUGGCUAAUGGCUGAAAUGAUGCAAAAGAAGCUUGCUGCUUGGAAGGGCAAGCUAUUGUCUUUUCAAGAGAGAUUAGUGCUAAUUAAGUCAGUCAUGUGCAGUAUCCCUGUGUAUAGUAUGGGUAUCUACAAAUGGCCAACUUCAAUAAUUUGGAAGAUUAAUAAGUCAGAUGAAGAAUGGGCCUUGUUUUUUCAUGCAAAAUACAAAGAUAAAAAUGGUCAGUGGAGUACUAAAUGGCAAAAAUCUUCAGUGUGGCCAGGUUUAAAAUGGGCAUGGAAUGCUCUUAAAGAUGAGAUCAGAUGGAGUAUUGGGGAUGGUACCAACAUUUCAGUAUGGUUUGAUUUGUGGAUUGGUGACAGAUCACUCAUUAAAAGAUUUGGAUACACAGAUUACAUUGCUGCCAAUAUUAAUUUGAAAGUUUCAGAUGUAAUGGUAGAUGGUAAAUGGUCAUUUGAUACUGAACUUCAAACGAUGAUACAUAAUGUUAGGCCACCUAAAGUUGUUGGAGGAGAAGAUUUGCAAGUUUGGACUGGUGAUUUGAAGGGUAAAUUCUCAGUUUCAACUCCAGUGAACAAACUAAGACGCACAGAACAUCCAGUUAGGUGGUGUAGAUUCAUAUGGAAGAACUUUAUCCAUCCUUGUGUGGCUAGCAAUAUCUGGAAAUUGAUUGAAGGAGUGUACACUGAUGAUCAAAAAAUGAUACAGAAUGGGGGUAUAGGUGUUGCUACAAACUAUUUGGCAGAGUCUUAUGGUGUCAUGAAUGCUUUGGAGUUGGAAGUUGAAUGGAAAUUGCAGGAUAUCAUUAUUGUAUUAGAUUCAAAAACAGUUCUUGCGGAAUUUGCUCAAGGGAAGGUGCAUUGGUUUCUGAAAGGGAGAUGGAAAAGGGCUCAAGGAAAAGUGUCCAAAAUAAGGUAUCAUCACUGCUACAGAGAAGUGAAUUUCUCAGAAGAUAGCAUUGCCAAAAAGGGUGCUUCUCUUACAGCAGGGAAAAGAUUACUACACAUGGGAAGACCUCCUUAUUUACCAAGAAUUGAAAUGCCAGAUGUGGAUUACUUCAGAUUUUGCUAG